Messenger RNA from Pogona vitticeps (central bearded dragon), 1901 nucleotides. RefSeq names its product atlastin GTPase 2 (gene ATL2). Gene Ontology annotation, molecular function: GTP binding; GTPase activity. Lineage: Eukaryota; Metazoa; Chordata; Lepidosauria; Squamata; Agamidae. The record is from RefSeq and is a predicted model, not a curated record.
GCCCGCGUCGCGCUCGCGCUUUGCCCGUCGAUAAAGGGCUCGCGGCGGCGUUUGACGUCACAGAGAGUUAAUUUUAAACCUGGACAAGAUGGCGGAAGGGGACGCGGCUCGGUACGGGCAGCGAACAGAGCUGCCCCGGUUACAGCCGGACUUGACAGGGGAAAAUUAUGUGGAUGCAGAAGAAAACGCCAUUUUGGAUUCUGAUGAAGAGGUAAUUCCAGAGAAGCCGUGCCCAAUACAGAUUGUUCUUGCUCAUGAAGAUGAUCAUAAGUUUGAUCUGGAUGAAUCAGCAUUGGAGAGCAUCUUGCUGCAAAAACACAUACGAGAUCUCAAUAUAGUAGUUGUGUCUGUUGCUGGUGCAUUCCGUAAAGGCAAAUCCUUUCUUUUGGACUUUAUGCUUAGGUAUAUGUACAACAUGGACUCAUCAUCUUGGAUAGGUGGAAGCACUGAGCCUUUGACUGGAUUUACAUGGAGAGGAGGCUGUGAGAGAGAAACAACUGGGAUUCAGGUUUGGAGUGAAGUGUUCAUAAUUCCCAAGCCUGAUGGGACAAAGGUUGCUGUACUAUUGAUGGAUACCCAAGGUGCCUUUGAUAGCCAAUCAACUAUCAAAGACUGUGCAACUGUAUUUGCUCUGAGCACCAUGACAAGCUCAGUCCAGGUAUACAAUUUAUCACAGAACAUCCAAGAAGAUGAUCUUCAGCAUUUGCAACUAUUCACAGAGUAUGGAAGGCUAGCAAUGGAAGAAAUUUACCAAAAGCCAUUUCAGACACUUAUGUUCUUAAUUAGAGACUGGAGCUAUCCUUAUGAACAUCCAUAUGGCUUAAUAGGAGGAAAACAAUUUCUAGAAAAGAGAUUGCAGGUAAAGCUACAUCAACAUGAAGAACUCCAGAAUGUAAGGAAGCAUAUUCACUCAUGUUUCAGUAAUCUUGGCUGUUUCCUGUUGCCGCACCCUGGUCUUAAAGUUGCAACUAACCCAAACUUUGAUGGGAGGCUAAAUGACAUUGAUAGUGACUUUAAGAGAGAGCUACAGAAUCUGGUUCCAUUGCUGCUUGCUCCUGAAAAUCUGGUAGAAAAAGAGAUCAGUGGCUCAAAGGUGACUUGCAGAGAUCUUGUGCAAUAUUUCAAGGCGUACAUUAAAAUCUAUCAAGGAGAGGAACUACCUCAUCCUAAAUCGAUGCUCCAGGCAACAGCAGAAGCCAAUAACCUCGCUGCAGUAGCUGGAGCAAAAGAUACUUACAACAAAGGAAUGGAGCAGGUUUGUGGUGGAGACAAACCAUACAUUGCUCCUGCUGACUUAGAGCAAAAGCAUCAAGAUCUUAAAGUAUUAGCUAUAAAACAGUUCCGUUCUGUGAAAAAGAUGGGAGGUGAAGAGUUCUGUCGCCGUUACCAAGACCAGCUCGAAGAAGAGCUUGAUGGAAUCUAUGCAAACUUUGUGAAGCACAAUGAUGGCAAAAACAUCUUCUAUGCUGCUCGUACUCCGGCCACUCUGUUUGCUAUCAUGUUUGCCAUGUACAUAAUCUCAGGACUGACUGGCUUCCUUGGCAUGAACUCCAUAGCUACCCUCUGUAACCUUGUGAUGGGGUUAGCAUUGGUUUCCCUUUGCACUUGGGCGUAUGUUAAAUACUCUGGGGAAUUCAGAGAAAUUGGGACACUCAUCGACCAGGUGACUGAAGUACUAUGGGAACAGAGGAGUCCCAAGAAGGUGUGUUCCAAAUUCUUUGAAGUUGUUAGACGUCGAUUGAAUCGCCGUGCUCUUACCUCAGCACAACGGCAGCGACUCUCAUCCAACAAUAACAAGAAGAAAAAUUAGCCAGUGAUAAAACCAGUUGGGGAUAAUUUGAUUGAGGAUACCAUGAGACAAUCGGUUACAAACUCUAUCAAAGCAGGCCUGACUGAACAGA